This is a messenger RNA of Mesorhabditis belari, 2928 nucleotides long. Lineage: Eukaryota; Metazoa; Nematoda; Chromadorea; Rhabditida; Rhabditidae. The record is from the annotation of a GenBank genome assembly.
AUGUCCCAAGUAGAGCUCGGAUGGAGGAGAUUCAACUUCUUCGAUAAAUUCAUUAUCAAUGAUCCCGAGAAACCGGGCGAAAGAUUUCUUGGAUUAAAGGAUGUCGUUGUGGAUUGUUGUGCAAGUGUCGGAGAUGUUGUUUAUUUGGGUGAAGAGAAAGGAGCCGUAUUUCGAGUCACAAAAGACUUCAAAGAAUAUUUCUGGCGUUGUUUCCAGCAUUCACUCGCCCAUUUGAAAGCCGUCGGAGCGAUUUUGCUUUCUGUUGGGAAAGACGAGCCGACAGAGUCGUUGAUAAAAAUUUGGAACACCGAUCAAUUGGAGAAAGGAUCGCCGCUGUUGAUGAGAACGAUUAGAAUCGGUCACGCUCAAGCGCGCACAAGCACAAAAUGCACAAUGGUGACCGGGGAUUCGAAUUUGAGAGCAGUCGCUAUCGGCUUUGAUGAUGGAACGGUGGCUGUGUACAUUGGAGAUAUUCUUAAAGAUCGGGCAGUGACAAGUCAAUGGCUUCGCGUUCGCGACUCCUCACCACAAGAUGGACCAAUCACUGGUCUCUGUUUAUCGACUCUUUCCACCACCUCUGGCCCGAUGUUCGUCCUUUUUGUGCUGACUCCGAAAAUCAUUCAAAGUCAUCUAAUCGAAAAUAAAACAAUAAUGCAUACGUUGAGACACAAUUCCCCGAACAUGAAUGGAGUCGAUCGAAUGUGUUGGGCUUUCGACGAGAUACGACAAGAAUUAGUUGUCGCCAAUCGUGAUAUGGUCUUCUUUUUCAAUGCCCAACAGUGCCUCGAUCCAAACAAUACACAGGGUAAAUGUCAUGCAUUGGGAAGAGCUCACGAUACUCUGCAACUCGUCGAAGCCGAUGGAUUCAUUGCCUUGUUGACCCGUCAACCAGCGCUCAUCCCAACCUCCGAGGCUGAAUGGAUGUCCCUUGUCUCUGUCUAUGAUGUAAACAAUAAAUACAUUGGUUUCUCGUGUUCUCUUCCCUCGGCAUGCACAUUGAUUCGACUGGGAAGCACGAUUAUGAUAUUGAGCCGUGACGGUACUUUGUCAGCUCUUGUUCCUAAACAUCUUAACGCAAAACUCGAGAUUUUGUAUCGAAAGAAUUUCUAUGAUGUUGCGCUGAGUUUGGCGAAGAAAUGCGAGGAAGCGGUAGAUAAAUUGCCGACAAUACACGCGAAAUAUGCUGAUUAUUUGUACAGCAAAGGCGACUUCGCGAACGCCAUCGAGCAGUACAAGGACACGAUGGGACAUCUCGAGCCAUCGUAUGUCAUUAAGAGAUUCCUCGAUGCAUCCAAGAUUCAACAAUUGUGUGCAUAUUUGGAGACCCUUCACGCGAAACGCCUCAACAACUCUCAUCACACGACCAUUUUAAUCAAUUGCUAUGCGAAAAUGGCUGACAAGUCGAAGAUCCGAAAGUUCGUUGAGCAAACAACGAAGGAAAACUGCGAUCUAGAGGCGGCGAUCAGUGUAUUACGAUCCUCAAGCCUUUACGAACCGGCCUCUCUAUUGGCUUUGAAGCAUCAAAUGCAUGGACAUCAUUUGAGGAUUCUCAUUGACGAUCAGAGGAAAUAUGAUCGAGCCAUUCGAUAUCUACAAUCACUUGACCCGAUUAUUGCGGUUGACUACCUAGAAGAAUACGGUCGUUCCCUUCUCGAGGCGCAGCCUGAAGAAACGAUGAAGUUGAUUACGAAAACGGUGGCCUCAAUAAAAGAAAACGAUUUCGAUGCAUCACGUUUGUUGAAAGUGUUCAUCGUGGAUUCAUCAAAAAGCACUCAAUUCAUUGAGACAAUUAUUGAUAAGGUACCUCCCAUCUGUGCGCUUACCCUCAAGCAAACGAUCAUCGAGCUCCGUUUGAGGGAAUAUGUGAGAGAAAAGGGGAAUUUGCAAAUCGAUACUUUCAUGUCAAACGUGAUCCCGUUAAUCAGUGAUGACACUGAGGAUCAUGCUCUACAAUUGGCUCGGAUAUUCGACUGUCCACCCCUACAACGAUUCAUUCUUGAAAGGAGUGAGAAAAAAUCGCCGGAUCUCAUCCAAUUCUACAUCAAACAAGGAAAACUAAAAGAUUUGAUUGAAAGCUGUAAAAAGAGAAAGGAUCGAUCACUUUGGCUGGAAACGCUUGUUUUCAUUUCUCAAAUACGAGAACCGAUUGAGGAAAGAUUGCUGAAAGAAAUGCUUGAUGAGAUCUCGUCGGAGAAUCUCGUCCAUCCGCUUGUCGUUCUCGAAAUUUUAUCGCGAAGUGAGACACUCAAAGUGUCAACUGUUCGCGAAUAUGUGAUUCAAUGGCUACAAAAACAGGAAAAACAGAUUUCCGAGGACAAGAAAGCGAUUGUCGAGAGUGAGAAACGAAUGGUCGAGGUACAAGCAGAGACGGAGAAACUUCAUUUCAAAGUACAAACGAUUCAAGCGGCAAAAUGUUGUGCCUGUGCGACCGCUCUUCAACUGCCCGCCAUUCAUUUCCUAUGCAAGCAUAGUUUCCACGUACAUUGCUUUGAGUCUUAUGCCGAACAAGCUGAUGCCUGUCCGGCUUGCGCUGCCAAAUACACACCGUCAGAGCAAAGGAUUGCUCAAACCGAAAAGCUGAUGCAAAAGGGCGCUCACGCAAUUUUCCAAAAUGAGCUCAAAAACAGCUCAAAUGGGAUCAGCAUCGUUGCGGAUUAUGUGGGAAGAGGCUUGUUCAGCGCGACAAGUAACACAGCUGCAAGUGUUCGGGCUUCUCACUCAACGGAUGCGCCAAGAAACAACUAUUCGACGAAUCCUUUCGAUGAAGAUAAUGGAGAUGAGAGAUCAUCGAAUACAACAAGCUCUGGAGGACCGACACUACUAAGUAGGCAGAUCAGUCGUGUUGGUCGAGUCCCAUCAGGCACAAAACCACAAACGAUUAGUCGAAAUCCCUUUGACGAGUCGACCAAUCCUUUUGAUAGCGAUGAA